UCCAGAAACACACUGACUGCUCCCUAUCAUCCACUUGCUGCCAUAGAGAAGAUGGUGUCAUGCCGUGCCUUGUGGGUCUUGGCCCUCCUGGGUCUUGCCAUAGCUGUCUGCAGCAUCAGUGCAACUCCACAUCCAAACCUUCAUCUCAGGCAGCGAAAUGGGGCUAUGGGAAUGGGAGCACAGGAAUCACCCAAGUACUCUCUGGAUGACCUGCUGUCUCAGCUGGCUCAGCCUGAGAGAGACGUCCUGGAGUACGAUGAACAGGACGAGGUCCGGCUUGAGCUGGAGAGAUCCCUGGAGUUAGAGAACGACCCCAGCAAGGGUCUGCCCCCCCGAGAACGCAAAGCAGGCUGCAGACACUUCUACUGGAAAACAUUUACCUCAUGUUAAACAUUAAAGAAAAAAAGAACUUCUCUUAUCCCUUGUUUUAGGUUUAAAUUCUCCUGACAUGAAGUCCACAAUGUAACAAACUUGUGAAU
Messenger RNA from Polyodon spathula (Mississippi paddlefish), 479 nucleotides. RefSeq names its product somatostatin-1-like. The record is from RefSeq and is a predicted model, not a curated record. Bases 52 to 390 code for a protein of 112 amino acids. The transcript has 2 exons. Gene Ontology annotation, cellular component: extracellular region. Gene Ontology annotation, biological process: regulation of cell migration. Gene Ontology annotation, molecular function: hormone activity. Lineage: Eukaryota; Metazoa; Chordata; Actinopteri; Acipenseriformes; Polyodontidae.